UUCUCGGCGAGAUUGUAUUGGUUUUUACAGCGUAAUCGACCAAGCUGUUGUUGCUUGGUUAUGUGUUAUGCCUGGACAAACUGAAGACCCGAUUGUAGAAGUGUGGGCAAACAAUGUGGAAAGCGUUUUUAAAGCGAUCAGGAAGACUGUGAAGCAAUACAACUAUGUUGCGAUGGACACAGAAUUCCCCGGGGUGGUGGCACGCCCUAUUGGAGAAUUUCGAACCAACUCCGAUUAUCAAUAUCAGCUUCUGCGCUGUAAUGUAGAUAUGUUAAAAAUUAUUCAACUUGGUUUAACAUUUAUGGAUGAAAAUGGUGAAACACCACCAGAUGUAUCUACUUGGCAGUUCAACUUUAAGUUUAACUUGACUGAAGAUAUGUACGCUCAAGACUCAAUUGAUUUGCUCAACAAUUCUGGAAUUCAGUUUAAACAACAUGAAACGGAUGGAAUUGAACCUUUGUAUUUUGCUGAGUUGUUGAUGUCAUCUGGUGUUGUAUUAAUGGAAAAUGUUAAAUGGGUUUCUUUCCACAGUGGUUACGACUUUGGAUACUUGUUAAAAAUAUUAACAAACAAUAAUCUGCCAAUGGAUGAAUCUUUAUUUUUUGAAUUACUACAAAUGUUUUUCCCAACAAUUUAUGAUAUAAAAUACAUCAUGAAAAGUUGCAAAAAUUUAAAGGGAGGGUUGCAAGAAGUUUCCGAACAAUUGGAAGUGGAAAGAGUUGGAACUCAACAUCAAGCUGGGAGCGACAGCCUGCUUACUGGGAUGACAUUUUUUAAGAUGAGAGAGAAGUACUUUGACAAUGAAAUGAAUAUUCCGAAAUUUUGUGGCCAUUUAUAUGGACUUGGAAGUUCCUACAUACAGAAUGGGAAUCCAUACAGUGCUGAAGAAUACAACAAGAAUUAAAUUUGAAAAUUUCGAUUGUUAGAUUAAAAUGCAUUUACUUUAACUUUUCUUUUAUAGUUUUUGGCAAGUGUUUUAAAUACAAUGCUAAUAAACGCAAAAAAAUGUUUAAAAAAA
This is a messenger RNA of Ciona intestinalis (vase tunicate), 1018 nucleotides long. The record is from RefSeq. NCBI's taxonomy places the organism in Eukaryota, Metazoa, Chordata, Ascidiacea, Phlebobranchia, Cionidae.